Zasmidium cellare ATCC 36951 is the source of this 426-nucleotide messenger RNA. RefSeq lists its product as uncharacterized. The transcript is spliced from 2 exons. Bases 1 to 426 code for a protein of 141 amino acids. The record is from RefSeq and is a predicted model, not a curated record. Lineage: Eukaryota; Fungi; Ascomycota; Dothideomycetes; Mycosphaerellales; Mycosphaerellaceae.
AUGACCGAAGCAGAAGUCAACACGACCAAUCCAUGUUACGGUCCCCUCAUGUCACCUCCAAUCUUCCAGAACAAAUGGCUAGCGAAGUUCCGCGCCCUCAUCCACGAAGUCACCGAAGAUUACAUGUCCCCAAUCACUGAUAUCGAAGACUUCUGCGACAUCACCGCUAAGCAGUGGAUGUUUGUCCAGGAGUUCUUUGUGCAGGCUCGAGAACUCUCCCUCCGACAAGCAGACUUCCCCGCAGAGCCUAUACCCGACGAGUCCAGCACGCCCAGCAACUGGACGUUCGCCAUGACCGAAGACUUCGUCCCGAAAAUGAACCCUUUUAAUGGAGCGCAAAAGGUUCUUUGUUUCUUGGAUAGGUACCUCGAGAGACUCCAGUCGAUGAAGCUUGGGCACAGCCUUGCCGGCUGUCGUUGGCAGUAG